GAAUACGCGUGACUUGUCUAUGGACUAAUCUAUGGACCCUUAGACUGAACAACAAAGUAAGAGAGAGAGAAAGAAGGUGAAAGAUAGAGACAAGAAAAAACAUAGAGAAAGAGAGAGAGAAGGAUAGAUAGAGUCAGAAGACAUGAGAAGACCCAAAGCAUACCAGCAUUGUGAAGAGACGCCAAAGGAUAAAAACACAGACAGAUCAAUAUGAAUGUUAAAUAUUAAUUCUAAGUGUUAAACCAGGCUGGUCAGAAGCAGUUCUUUACCUCUAGUUGUGGUUUUUACAAACAAGGAGUGAAGAAAGAAAGCAGAAGAAAAGAAGGAGAGAGAGAACAGAGGGAUCUGCCCACUCCUGGAGGAAUCAAAGGCCUCUUUAGAAAAAGACAGAAUGGCAUGAGAAACCUGAGCACCGGGAGGAACUGUGAGAAACACAAGCAAAAGGGGUAAAAAAAAAAGUAAAUAGAACAGAAAUAGUGUGGAAGAAAAGAUCUUUGAAGGAGGACUGAGUGAAGGAAGGCAGAAGACCAUGAUGGGAGUGAAAGGCAGGGCAGCCUUUGCCAUAAUCUUCAUCAUUGUCUUUUUAUGCACUAUGUGGCUCUAUGGUGGUUUGGACCGAUGGGACUAUUGUCUAAAGGUUUAUAUUCAAGAUAAUGAGUCCCUCACCUUUUACAAGCCCAUCAGCUCAGAAGAUAAUGACACGGCUCCAUUGGAGUUGUGUCCAGGGCAGAAGUUCCAGGUUGCUGUUUUGCUGAUGAACCUUCAGGCUGCACCUGUGUCAACCAAUGAUGUGCUGCUGAAGCCUUACCUGGCCAGCUGGGAUGAGCUUAUCAAUUUUAUGGAAACACUGGGCCCUAUGGUGGGUUUAAUCUCCCAAGAAAUCGAGGGCAAGACCUCCAUCAUCCGUGAACUUGCCAAAAAAGAGGAGGCAGAAAGCAAAGAGCAAGUACAAGAAGGUCAACCUUCAGAUAUCGCACUGCCUGAACUCUCUCCCACCUCAGAUGUAGAAAUGGGCAGAGCUUAUAGGUCUGUGCGCUCCAUGAUCAAAGCAGAGCUGGACCAGGGUCUGGUGGACUUUAAUAAGCAUACGGCGUCGGGCUGCCGGACACUUCUGAGGUUGCACCGGGCACUGCUCUGGCUUCAGCUCUUCCUGCGCAACCUGGCUAACGAGGAUCUGGAGGCGGGGCGAGCCCGUAGCCCUGCUGAGCUCUGUCGGGAGGCCUACCAGCUCACCCUGGCUCAGCACCACCUAUGGUGGGUGAGGAAAGCAGCCGAGCUGGCCUUCGUGGCCAUGCCUGACAGGGCCUUCUUCUACAGGCUGGUGUGCGUGGAGACGCAGGCGGAGGCCACGGUCAUCCUCAACAGGGUGGUGAGGGCCAUACAGAAGGUGUACGACAGGACUCAGGUGGCACUAGAGGAGCAUGGCAUGCUGGAUCUACCAUAAAGACAUACAAAUCACUCUUCACACUUUCACUUUAGUACAGUUUCUCUGCACCUCUACUCUACUCCAGUGCUACUUUAUGGAUACAUGUUAGUAAGAACUAUGAAGAAGCAACAUGCUACGAUGUGACACAAGGUGUGUCAUGGCAGAUGGACAUUUGUCAUGCAAGAAAGAUACCAUGGGCAAGAACUACAUGUAAAUAACAAGUACUGUAUACUAUGCAAUGCAUUUGGGCUGUUAAAUAAAAAAAUAAAUUAAAAGCAAACAAACAA
This is a messenger RNA of Astyanax mexicanus (Mexican tetra), 1713 nucleotides long. It is a transcript of the gene gltpd2b, whose product is annotated as glycolipid transfer protein domain containing 2b. Gene Ontology annotation, cellular component: cytoplasm; cytosol; membrane. The transcript has 4 exons. Bases 530 to 1444 code for a protein of 304 amino acids. NCBI's taxonomy places the organism in Eukaryota, Metazoa, Chordata, Actinopteri, Characiformes, Acestrorhamphidae. The record is from RefSeq and is a predicted model, not a curated record. Gene Ontology annotation, biological process: intermembrane lipid transfer; ceramide transport. Gene Ontology annotation, molecular function: ceramide 1-phosphate binding; ceramide 1-phosphate transfer activity.